CCCUCUCUCCCAGGUCCACCUCCAUCCCAGAGCCAUGUCCUGCUAUGACCUGUGCCGUCCCUGUGGGCCAACCCCACUGGCCAACAGCUGCAACGAGCCCUGUGUCAGGCAGUGCCAGGACUCCCGCGUGGUGAUCCAGCCCUCUCCCGUGGUGGUGACCCUGCCUGGACCCAUCCUCAGCUCCUUCCCCCAGAACACCGCCGUGGGAUCCUCAGCAUCUGCUGCUGUUGGCAACAUCCUGAGCGAGGAGGGAGGGCCCAUCAACUCCGGGGGCUUCAGCCUCUCUGGCCUUGGUGGCCGCUACUGUGGCAGAAGGAGCCUGCCCUGCUAA
Molecule: messenger RNA, 331 nt
Organism: Nestor notabilis (Kea)
Lineage: Eukaryota; Metazoa; Chordata; Aves; Psittaciformes; Psittacidae
Product: feather beta keratin-like
Exons: 1
Coding region: 35-331 (98 amino acids)
Cellular component (GO): intermediate filament
Molecular function (GO): structural constituent of cytoskeleton
Source: RefSeq, a predicted model, not a curated record